AUGCGUUUUAUCAUCUUGUCUGCACUCGUUUCCUUGGGCGCUUCGCACAGCAUCAAGUUCAAGACGACCGAAUCGGUAUCGGACGCUGGAAGUUACAUCGUCAAGCUCAGAGCAGACGCUACUACUUCCGCGGUAGACAGCCUCAGGGCUUCUCUACAGGCCACAGCAAGUCAUGAAUACGCCAUGCCCGGUUUUCGAGGAUUUGCAAACUCUCUGACAGCAGAAGAGGCAACGCGUCUGAAGAACUCUAACCAGAUCGAGUAUAUCGAAAAGUCCACAAGAUUCCACUCCAACGCAAUCGUCACGCAGGAGGAUGCACCAUGGGGCCUAUCCCGUAUCUCAAGCAACGAGACGAAUGGCACUACAUAUACAUACGACGACACCGCUGGCAAAGGCACUUGCGCAUACGUCGUCGACACCGGCAUUUACAUCGAGCAUCCUGAAUUCGAAGGCCGCGCAACCUUCCUCGUCGAUACUAGUGGCGAAGACAACCUCACCGACCCCUACGGCCACGGCACCCACAACGCCGGCACAAUCGGGUCCAAGACAUACGGCGUCGCGAAAAACACCAAACUCUACGCAGUCAAAGUUCUUGAUUCAGAGGGCGAUGGGACGAUCGAGGGUAUCGUUGCUGGCCUCGAUUUCCUCGUCAACAACCGCACCCAAGACUGCCCGAAGGGAAGUGUGGUGAACAUCAGUCUAGGAGGAACAUUCAGCCAGGCUUUGAAUGACGCUGUCAAAGCCGUAGUCCAAAGCGGCAUGUUCGUCGCCGUCUCCGCAGGCAACGAAUUCGGCGACGCCCGCGACGUCUCGCCUGCCAGCGAGCCGAGCGUAUGUACAGUCGGCGCCACGACGAUUAACGAUACGAUUGCGGAAUUUUCGAAUACGGGGCCGGUCGUGGAUAUCCUCGCCCCCGGCGUAGACGUCCUGAGCACCUGGAACAACGGCUCGACGGCGGUCAUCUCGGGCACGAGUAUGUCCGCGCCACAUGUUGCUGGGCUGGGCGCAUAUUUGCUCGGCGCGGGAACUGGCGGCAGGUGGAGAGUUUGUGCGAGACGAUUCAGGGGCUGGCACUGA
Parastagonospora nodorum SN15 is the source of this 1077-nucleotide messenger RNA. RefSeq lists its product as hypothetical. Gene Ontology annotation, molecular function: serine-type endopeptidase activity. NCBI's taxonomy places the organism in Eukaryota, Fungi, Ascomycota, Dothideomycetes, Pleosporales, Phaeosphaeriaceae. Bases 1 to 1077 code for a protein of 358 amino acids. The record is from RefSeq and is a predicted model, not a curated record. The transcript is spliced from 5 exons. Gene Ontology annotation, biological process: proteolysis.